AACCAGUCGCCCAUCAUGGCGGAAGCGCUCGAACGGGAAGCCGUCCGGCAGAGAAUCGAGGACCUGGAGCGCCCGCAGCUCGACGACCGCUCGUACAGAAUCCUCACGCUGCCCAAUCAAUUAGAGGUCCUGUUGAUACACGAGGCCGGCACAGACAAGGCCAGCGCCGCGCUGGACGUCAAUGUCGGCAGCUUCAGCGAUGCGCCCGACAUGCCGGGCAUUGCCCAUGCGGUAGAGCACCUGCUGUUCAUGGGCACCGACAAGUAUCCCGAGGAGAAUGCCUACAACCAGUACCUGACGCGCCACGGCGGCUACUCGAAUGCCUUUACCGCAUCCACCUCGACCAAUUACUAUUUCGAGCUCUCCUACUCGUCGUCUUCCCCGACGAGCAGCACCGCCGCGACACCAGAGGCCUCACAGACAAACCUGCUCGAGUCGAGAGACGAGUCGCCGCUAUGGGGCGGGUUGGACCGGUUUGGCCAAUUCUUCAUCAGCCCUCUCUUCUUGGAAGACACGGUGGAUCGCGAACUCAAGGCGGUGGAUUCAGAGAACAAGAAGAACCUCCAGAACGACACCUGGCGCAUGCAUCAGCUCAACAAGGCGCUAGCCAACCCCGAACACCCCUACAACCACUUCUCCACGGGCAGUUACAAGACGCUGCAUGAUGACCCCUUGGCGCGCGGCGUCAAGAUCCGCGACGAGUUCAUCAAGUUCCACUCUACGCACUACUCGGCGAACAGGAUGAAGCUGGUAGUCUUGGGAAGGGAGAGUCUCGAUACCCUGGAAUCAUGGGUAGAGGACAUCUUUUCCAAGGUGCCAAACAAGAACCUUGGGCAGAACCGCUGGGACAUUCCCGUGUACACAGACAAGGAGCUUCUGACGCAAACCUUUGCCAGGCCCGUCUUGCAGUCUCGGUCCCUGGAGCUUCAAUUCGCCUACCGCGACGAGGAGAAAUUUUACGAGUCACAUCCUUCGCGAUACCUUAGCCAUUUGCUCGGUCAUGAAGGCCCUGGCAGCAUUCUCGCGCAUAUCAAAGCAAAGGGCUGGGCAAAUGGACUGGGAGCAGGGGGCUCGACGCUCUGUCCGGGCUCAGGUCUGUUUACUGUCAACAUCAAGUUGACGGAUGAAGGUCUGAAGAACUACAAGGAGGUUGCCAAGAUUGUAUUUCAAUACAUUGGCUUGAUGCGUGAUCAGCCGCCCCAAGAGUGGGUGGUGGAGGAGCAGAUGCGCAUCAGUGAGGUAGAGUUCCGGUUCAAGCAAAAGAGCCCACCAAGUCGGACUGCCAGCGGGCUGGCAGGCAUCAUGCAGAAGCCGUACGACCGCAAGAUGUUGCUAAGCGGACCGGCCGUCAUCAGGAAGUUUGACGCCAACCUGAUCAGUGAGGCCAUGUCGUAUCUGCGACCAGACAACUUCAGGAUGACAAUCAUCAGCCAGGAUUUCCCAGGCGGCUGGGACCAAAAGGAGAAGUGGUACGGGACAGAGUACAAGAUUGAGAGGAUACCCGACGACUUGCUCGCCGAGAUCAAGCAGGCUUUUGAGAGCAAAACGCGGCCGGCAGAGCUGCACUUUCCCCACAAGAACGAGUUCAUACCGACGCGGCUGGAUGUGGAAAAGAAAGACGUCGCUCAACCAAGCAAGGAGCCCAAGCUUAUUCGCCAUGAUGACAAUGUCCGUCUAUGGUGGAAGAAGGAUGACCAAUUCUGGGUGCCCAAGGCUAACGUUCACAUCUACCUCCGAACACCAAUAACAAACGUCACAGCGCGCGUUAACCUGUUGUGCACGCUCUACCGUGAGCUGGUCAAUGACGCUCUGGUCGAGUACGCGUACGACGCCGACAUUGCGGGGCUGAUUUAUGAUUUCACCAACCACGUCAAUGGCUUGUCGAUAACGGUCAGUGGCUACAAUGACAAACUGCAUGUGUUGUUGGAGAAGGUCCUGCUUCAGGUCCGGGAUCUGGAAGUGACACAGGAUCGUUUCAACAUCAUCCACGAUCGUAUGCUGCGGUAUCUUCGCAACUGGGAGUACGGACAGCCGUUCCACCAGGUUGGCACCUACUCGCGCCAAUUCAAGAGCGAGAAGUCGGUCAUGAACGAAGAACUACUGCCCGAGCUGGACAAUGUAACUGCCCAAGACGUGCAGAAUUUCUUCCCACAAAUUCUUGCACAGUGUCAGAUUGAAGUUCUUGCGCACGGCAACUUGUACAAGGAGGAGGCUCUCAAGAUUACCGACCUUGUGGAGAGGACUAUCCAGCCUAGGCGACUUCCGGCGAACCAGGUCCCAACUCGACGAGGUCUGAUAUGGCCAUCGGGCUGCAACUUCAUUUGGGAAAAGCAACUGGGCGAUCCGGAAAACGUCAACCACUGCAUUGAGUACAGCUUGUAUGUUGGGAACCGUUACGACAACCUCGUUCGUGCCAAGUUGCUGCUUCUGGGACAGAUGACGGACGAGCCUUGCUUCAACCAGCUCCGUACGAUUGAACAGCUUGGCUACGUUGUCUUUUCGGGAUCCAGCUUCCACGAUGUCUGGUCCGGAUACCGCAUCUUGAUUCAGAGUGAAAAGGACUGCCGGUACUUGGAGGGCCGGAUUGAAAACUUCUUGAACACAUUUGAGGCGACUCUGGAUGAGAUGAGCGAGGACGACUUUGAAAGUCACAAGCGGGCCAUGAUCAACAAGCGCUUGGCGAAACUCAAGAAUCUCUCGUCGGAAGACAACAGGUUCUGGAAUCAUAUCUACAGCGACUCGUAUGAUUUCCUGCAAGCCGAUGUUGAUGCCGAGACGCUUGAGACACUGUCGAAGAAGGACAUGGUUGAAUUUUAUAAGCAAUACGUGUCGACGUCUUCCUCACAACGCUCGAAGCUGUCCGUACACCUCCAGGCACAGGCCAAGGCCAAAGAGCCGCCGAUCGAGGAGCAGAAGACGGCGGCAGUGGCAGCACUCAAGAUCAUCUUCACUGAACACAAGCUCAACUUUGACGACGAAGCUUUCCAAAAACGAGUGGCAGACGCGUCGUCCAAGGAGGACAUCUCCAAGGCCAUCGCCAGCCACGUGACGGAAGACGCCAAGGUAGACAAGGACAUUGCAACCAAGGUUCUGGAUGAAGCACAGGCUGCGCUGGGUGUGGCAGACUCUGGGCUGCCAGCCACGCCACAGCCACUGGAUGCUGCGGCGGAUGUGAAGAGUGUGGUGGACGCAUCGCAUCCGGUUCUCAUUACAGACGUGCAUGCUUGGAAGGCGAGCAUGCAAGUCAGCACGGGGGUGCGGCCAGUGCGAAACCUGGAGGAGUUUGUCGAGGUAGCGGAGAAGCUAUAGACGGCAAUUUUUUGUGGCGGGUGUACGGUAGUUGUAUGCAUUAGAAACGUGUAGACCAUGUCUUUUGAUCCAG
Messenger RNA from Exserohilum turcica Et28A, 3382 nucleotides. RefSeq lists its product as uncharacterized. Gene Ontology annotation, molecular function: metal ion binding; metalloendopeptidase activity. The coding region runs from base 16 to 3309 and encodes 1097 amino acids. The transcript is spliced from 2 exons. Lineage: Eukaryota; Fungi; Ascomycota; Dothideomycetes; Pleosporales; Pleosporaceae. Gene Ontology annotation, biological process: peptide catabolic process. Gene Ontology annotation, cellular component: mitochondrion; cytosol. The record is from RefSeq and is a predicted model, not a curated record.